AUGAGAGGCCGGGGACGCCGACCACCCCCGCCCGGGCUUCUCGCCAGUCCCAGAGUUGCCGCCGCCGCUGCUGCUACUUGCUCUAAUGUGCUGGCGGCUCCGACGGCCAGGCUCCAGGGCAGAAGAUCCCAACCUGGGAGGUGGAACUCCAGCCGUCGCCGCCGCCGUGGGGAGGAGAGCCAUUAUCCAAAGGAAUCAGAACAGUUGAGAAAACUGUUUCUUGGUGGUCUGAGCUUUGAAACUACAGAUGAUAGCUUAAGAGAACAUUUUGAGAAAUGGGGCACACUUACAGUUUGUGUGGUGAUGAGAGACCCCCAAACAAAACGUUCCAGGGGCUUUGGUUUUGUUACUUACUCUUGUGUUGAAGAGGUGGAUGCAGCAAUGUGUGCUCGACCACACAAGGUUGAUGGGCAUGUAGUGGAACCAAAGACAGCUGUUUCCAAAGAGGAUUCUGUAAAGCCUGGUGCCCAUCUAACAGUGAAGAAAAUUUUUGUUGGUGGUAUUAGAGAAGAUACAGAAGAAUAUAAUUUGAGAGACUACUUUGAAAAGUAUGGCAAGAUUGAAACCAUAGAGGUUAUGGAAGACAGGCAGAGUAGAAAAAAGAGAGGAUUUGCUUUUGUAACUUUUGAUGAUCAUGAUACAGUUGAUAAAAUUGUUGUUCAAAAAUACCACACUCUUAAUGGGCAUAAUUGUAAAGUGAAAAAGGCCCUUUCUAAACAAGAAAUGCAAUCUGCUGGAUCACAAAGAGGUCAUGGAGGUGUAUCUGGCAACUUUAUGGGUCGUGGAGGAAACUUUGGAGGUGGUGGAGGUAACUUGGGCCGUGGUGGAAACUUUGGUGGAAGAGGAGGCUAUGGUGGUGGAGGUGGUGGCAGCAGAGGUAGUUAUGGAGGAGGUGAUGGUGGAUAUAAUGGAUUUGGAGGCAACGGUGGUAACUAUGGCGGUGGUCCUGGUUACAGUAGUAGAGGAGGCUAUGGUGGUGGUGGACCAGGAUAUGGAAACCAAGGUGGUGGAUAUGGUGGCGGUGGUAGAGGAUAUGAUGGUUACAAUGAAGGAGGAAAUUUUGGAGGUAACUAUGGGGGUGGUGGGAGCUAUAAUGAUUUUGGAAAUUAUAGUGGACAACAGCAAUCAAAUUAUGGACCCAUGAAGGGGGGCAGUUUUGGUGGAAGAAGCUCGGGAAGUCCCUAUGGUGGUGGUUGUGGAUCUGGUGGUGGAAGUGGUGGAUAUGGUAGCAGAAGGUUCUAAAAACUCAGAAGAAAAGGGCUACAGUUCUUAGCAGGGGAGAGAGCGAGGAGUUGUCAGGAAAGCUGCAGGUUACUUUGAGACAGUCGUCCCAAAUGCAUUAGAGGAACUGUAAAAAUCUGCCACAGAAGGAACGAUGAUCCUUAGUCAGAAAAGUUACUGCAGCUUAAACAGGAAACCCUUCUUGUUCAGGACUGUCAUAGCCACAGUUUGCAAAAAGUGCAGCUAUUGAUUAAUGCAAUGUAGUGUCAAUUACAUGUACAUUCCUGAGGUCUUUUAUC
Lagenorhynchus albirostris (white-beaked dolphin) is the source of this 1520-nucleotide messenger RNA. RefSeq names its product heterogeneous nuclear ribonucleoprotein A3-like. The record is from RefSeq and is a predicted model, not a curated record. The coding region runs from base 1 to 1242 and encodes 413 amino acids. The transcript has 2 exons. Gene Ontology annotation, molecular function: RNA binding. Lineage: Eukaryota; Metazoa; Chordata; Mammalia; Artiodactyla; Delphinidae.